UUACAAAAAGUUGACCUAUUUAAACCCUACAAAUUUCAUUACAACGAACCAUCGAGGAUAAUCAUGAUAACGGGGUUCGGAGCGUACAUGGGUUUACAUAAUGUCGGUAUAUUAUCGACAGACAGUUUUCGUAUAGAGUAAUAGAGUGAAAUGAACACUUUACGGUGUAAUUUGUCUUUAAUUGAUUACGAAUAUUUAGUUUAUUGAAUUACGAACUUUAGAACUGGCGGUAAAUAUCACAUUUGGAACGCCAUUGGCGAACAGCCUAUGAUUCGUAACCACUGGUCCGUACACUGUUGUCGGGAAGUGUAUCAGAAGGUUAACCAAGAAGUGUCAUUUCUGUAAAAGUUGAAAUUUAUAUUUUGCGUAAUUUUGUAAAUAUAAAUACCAUGGAGGAUAUAAUGCAUUUAGACUUAUACGAGUUGAUUGGUACUGUUCCAACAGCUUCUACAAAAGAGAUUAAAAGAGCUUACCGCACAACAGCGUUAUCAUGCCAUCCUGACAAAAAUCCGGAUAAUCCAAGAGCAGCUGAAUUGUUUCAUCAACUGUCGAAAGCUUUGGAAAUAUUGACUACAGAGUCUACUAGAGUAACUUAUGAUAAAGCCUUCAAUGCUCGGCAUCAGGCUAAACUCCGUUUACAAGAGUACGAUGUAAAGCGCAAGAGGCUUAUAGAGGAAUUAAAUGCUCGUGAGGAAGCUCACAGACAGGAAGUGAAAUCAAAGGCUGAAAUAGAAAAACUGCGUAAAGAAUCCCGAAGAUUGUUUAUGGAGGAACAAGAAUUAGCACGUAAAAAGGAUGAAGAAAGACUUCAGAGAUUAAAGCAAGAAUUUUGCAAACAGAAUAAUAUACCUCAAAGUAGUGUAGAAGAACGUAGAAUUAAAAUUAAAUGGAAAGUUGUGAAGGAUGAUCAAAAUAAUGGAGGCUAUGACUACGACACGUUGUACGAUAUAUUAAUACCGUAUGGGGCAAUAGAGGCUCUGGUAAUUUCCAAGAAUAAUAAAGGACGAGCUAUGGUGGAAUUCCAACAUAAACGAUGUGCAGAAUUAGCAGCACAGAAAGCAAUUGGUCACGUCAAGAAUCCCUUAACAUUAAAGGGUUUAUGGACCACCAAUAAAAAUUCGAAAUCUUCAAUUCCACAGUCAACCGAACCAAGUAGAAAAACAUUUUCCUUCGUUUCUCCUGCACCGGAAGUGAAUAAACCACAAUCGAGUAUGUCAUUUGAAGAUUAUGAAAGGAUGGUCUUAGGUGAAUUAAGACAAGCAGCAGAUCGGCAAAAAUUGCAGGAUCAGGAAAAUACAUGAUAGCACUGAAAAUAAGUGCUUGUAAGAAUUGUGAACUUAUUAGAAAUUUAUAUAAAUGUAUUUAUUUUUACACAACUAUCAAGGAAUUUAAGAAUUUUACUAUUCCUACAACAUGUCUCAAAAUCUCGAUAUUUCAAAAGGAUAAAGGAGAUUCUUUAUGUAGAAUAAAAUAUACAAAGAGCAAACUUAAUAUUGUAAAGCAUUUAUUUAUCGAAACAAUCGUUCAUCUGACGUUUGCAAAGGUUAAAAAAAAUGCGAUUGGAAUAAAUUAGCUAUGACUUGAAAA
This is a messenger RNA of Cephus cinctus (wheat stem sawfly), 1587 nucleotides long. Its product is annotated as dnaJ homolog subfamily C member 17. The transcript is spliced from 7 exons. The record is from RefSeq and is a predicted model, not a curated record. Bases 390 to 1301 code for a protein of 303 amino acids. Gene Ontology annotation, biological process: spliceosomal complex disassembly. Gene Ontology annotation, cellular component: spliceosomal complex. Gene Ontology annotation, molecular function: RNA binding. NCBI's taxonomy places the organism in Eukaryota, Metazoa, Arthropoda, Insecta, Hymenoptera, Cephidae.